UUGUGGGGCGGCAGCAGCAGAUCCAAGAUGGCGGCCAGCAGGAGGCUGAUGAAGGAGCUUGAAGAAAUCCGCAAAUGUGGAAUGAAAAACUUCCGUAAUAUCCAGGUUGAUGAAGCUAAUUUAUUGACCUGGCAAGGGCUUAUUGUUCCUGACAAUCCUCCAUAUGACAAAGGAGCCUUCAGAAUCGAAAUCAACUUUCCAGCAGAAUAUCCAUUCAAACCUCCUAAGAUUACAUUUAAAACAAAGAUCUAUCACCCUAAUAUUGAUGAAAAGGGGCAGGUUUGUCUGCCGGUAAUUAGUGCUGAAAACUGGAAGCCAGCAACCAAAACUGACCAAGUAAUCCAGUCCCUCAUAGCACUGGUGAAUGAUCCACAGCCCGAGCAUCCCCUUCGGGCUGACCUAGCUGAAGAAUACUCUAAGGACCGUAAAAAAUUCUGUAAGAAUGCUGAAGAGUUUACAAAGAAAUAUGGUGAAAAGCGACCAGUGGACUAAAAUCUGACACAAUUGAUGUCAGCAACGUAUGAUAGAAGAUCGGAGCAGUGCAUUUCAGACACCCCGUAAAGCAGGACUCUAUGGAAAAUUGACAAGUGCCACCUUUCGGUGUUAACUUGUGGCUGUUACUAACUUUCUACAGUUUUCUUAAUCAAAAGUGGGCUAGGUAACCUGUAAAGAAAGGAUUAAAAAUUUAAGAUGUUCUAGUUCUGCUUUCUUUGUUUAAAAAUCACUGCUUCAAUAUACUUUAAAGUAUGCUGUUUUCUUUUUCUUGUCAGAAUUUAUCAAAAAUAUCUUAGACUUAUAUUCUGCCCUUAAAUUGAAAAGGUUAUGGCUGUCAUUUCUUAUUUUUUCCUUGCAGUUCCCACUAUCUUGAGUUCAUUUAAUUCUUCAUUGAAUUUUUCCCCCUCCCCAAGCUGAUGUCUUAGAGAAAUUAUCCCAGUUCUGGCAGAAAAUGAUUGAGUGUUUGGCAGUUUUGUUUACUUUUCUCUUUAAAUGUUGCACUGUGCUUUGUGGGACUUAUUGCAAGUUCCCCAUAACUUCAGUUUGUAACAUAAUAAACAAAAACAGAUGAACCCCACAGAAACAAUCAGAAAUAAUGUCCAGGUCUUAUGUAAAUCUGGCUGAUGUUACUACAAUAAUGUUUAUUAAACGGGGAAACCCAAGAUUUUGUGUGCGUGAUUGAAUUAAAAUGCUGCUUAUGUCCUGCUUUUGGAAAACUUUGGGGGAAAAAAAUCUGUAGCAAGUGAAUAGUGGAAUGUGAUUGUGAACUUCUCUCACUUCUGUUCUUAGUACCUAUGCAGAGUAGCUAGGAAAAAUUGCACAGAACAACACUGCAACCAAGUUAGAAGAGUUUCAGAAUUUGGGGACCAGGAGGUGCCAAAGUAAUUAACAUUUCCAAAAAGUAUUGACUUUUUAACUCCAAGAACAAUUUAUCUUGAACUUAAAUGCUAAAUCUGACAGCACUGCUAGUCCUCAAGAGUACAUUUUUUUAAUCAGAAUGCAUAUGGAACACCUGUAUUUUAUGGGAUGGCACACUCCUCCCACUUCCCCAUCCAAUUACUGUACAGUUCUUACUGAAAUUAUGAGGAUAGGAUUAAGCAAUAAACUGUAAUAGAGUACACUUCACUGCUACUGUUCAUGUGCUUUAAUAAUACACACACAAGUUGGCUGAUUUAAUGAAUGCUUCAUGUAUCAUUCUAAUUUAAUCAGGCAGAACUGUUUUCCUUUGCUCCAGGGCACACCUAUGCAUGCUAAAGGAAGCCCUUCCAGUUCAGAAUUGAGCAUCUUUCAUUGUGUCUCUAUUCUUCUGGCUGCCUGUCUUUUUUCUCCUGAAUCUCCAGUGUGAUCAUAGCUCUACAGUCAAACUGCCAUACAGUCAAACUGCCGCCCUCUCCCUUCCCACAGAAUUUGGGCAUGUUAUUGAGCAAGCAGGUUUAUCUCCAGAAAUCCAUAAGCGUAUGGGAGUACAUAUCAUUUUGAUGUGCAGGAAGUUGCAUUAGAAAAUCCCUCACAUCCAGAUGGGUAUCUGUACUCCUGAAAUCGGUCUGAAUACAGCUUCUGCCUUCGCGACAUUUCAGAACCAGUAUGUCUAGCAGUAGGCCUCGGUUUUCAUGUCUUGUAUAUUUGCUCUUCCAUUCAUCCCUCUCAUUCAGCUUUGAUUUCAGAUUUAGUGUAAACAAUGACAGCCCAGUACCUCACCUCUGUUGAACCUCACCUCUGUUGAAAGUAAAAUUUUUUUUAUAAGUUAGGGAGCUAAGAAAAUUUUAUGUUUAAGUGUUCUUAGACAGAUUCUUUGGCAGGUAAAUAAAGUUAAACCACAUUCACCUUAUUUACGGAAACUUGCAUUUUGUAAGUGUUUUCAGGCUUGUGAGAGCACUGUCUAUUACCAAAUUUUCACAUCUUUGUGUCUUCAUUUACAGAAAGUUGGUACUGAUUUUGUUUCAUUCACGCUCACUCAGAUUCAUAAUAAAAUAAUGCCAAAUUAUCUGUCAAACUGAAGUGUGUGUAACUUAUGCAUCAGAUACUUAAAUGAGUCUCUGUUCCUUUGAUCACGUCUGUUGGCAUGGAAACUUGCAUUCUCUACAUUUUCUUUUUUAUUUAAAAAUGAAACUGUAGCACUAGUUUGCUGCCCUCGUUACUACUAAAUAGCAUACUUUCUGGUUGUAAACCUCUCAGGUUAAAUACUGCAUUUAUUUGAAUCAGCGUGACUUGGAUGCCAUUGAAAGGGAACUGAAAGGGCUGCGUAAUUCAAGGAAAUGCGGUCUGGGCUCGUGCAGGCCCACAGCGAUGCUAUACCAGCCGUUCCAGUGUCGUCUGUAAAGGUCCCAUAGAAGGAAAUUAUUACUCUCAGUUCUCUGGGUGGUUCUGUAUAGCUCAAUUUCUAAACUACAAGAUGUGUAACCUAAGUGAUGGCUUUUGUUUGUAGGUGCCCUCUGAAAAAGAAAGAUCAGUUACUGUACUGUACGGUUGAAGAGGGGAGAAAAAAUGAUAUCAAAGUACUAAGAUCUACGUUAACUCAGGAAAUCAAGCUCGCCUUCUCUGGUUCCCUAAGCCAUGCUGAACUCUUAACAUGCAGUUUAAGAUUCAAAAUAAAAGCAACAUACUGGUGAAACUACACCCAAGAGUACUGGUAUAGGCUUUCUGCAAUUCCAUUCUGCUACCCUAAUAAAAAUGCUCUCAAAGGCUU
Messenger RNA from Rhea pennata, 3181 nucleotides. It is a transcript of the gene UBE2L3, whose product is annotated as ubiquitin conjugating enzyme E2 L3. The transcript is spliced from 4 exons. The coding region runs from base 28 to 492 and encodes 154 amino acids. NCBI's taxonomy places the organism in Eukaryota, Metazoa, Chordata, Aves, Rheiformes, Rheidae. The record is from RefSeq and is a predicted model, not a curated record.